This is a messenger RNA of Racocetra persica, 185 nucleotides long. NCBI's taxonomy places the organism in Eukaryota, Fungi, Glomeromycota, Glomeromycetes, Diversisporales, Gigasporaceae. The record is from the annotation of a GenBank genome assembly.
UUGAAAAAUUUGAAGACCAAGAUACACAAGCUAGAAUGUUUUUUCUUGAUAGCGAUCCUGUGGAAAAACUUUUUUCCAUUCCUGAUAAAAUUGAAGUUAAAGAAAUUAAUGAAACUAAAAAUAGAAAAAUCGAUGUUUUUUUUAGAAGUAAUUAUUUUAUGUUCAAUGAUCCUAAAAAAUACGAA